Messenger RNA from Coccinella septempunctata (seven-spotted ladybird), 924 nucleotides. RefSeq lists its product as uncharacterized. The transcript has a single exon. Bases 1 to 924 code for a protein of 307 amino acids. NCBI's taxonomy places the organism in Eukaryota, Metazoa, Arthropoda, Insecta, Coleoptera, Coccinellidae. The record is from RefSeq and is a predicted model, not a curated record.
AUGUUUGUUGUAUCCCCAAAUAUUUAUACCGUAUACUGUAUACUGUAUACUGUAUAUAUUUAUAUACAGGAAACUGAAGACAUUAAAUUUGCGGAUGGAAGAGAUAUAGCAGGGCUGAGGAGAGAAGAAUCGUAUAAAUAUUUGGGGAUACAACAAACAUACGAGAUAAAGCAGAAAGAAAACAAAAAUAAUGUGGAACAGGAACUCAUCAGGAGAAAAAUUAUCAGUAUCAGAAGAACGAUAGGCACGAUACAUACUUACCUGAAUAACAGCCAACCGACAAAGAAAAUAUGCAAGAAAGUAUUGCGCAUAGCCUCAGAACAUCACAUAAAGGGCCGCAAGGAGAAUCUAUGGCAGCAUCUUGUAAUACUAAGCGAUACUCUGAAACAGAAAAUUAAGGCAUUAGGAAAUCGCAUAAGGCGAUAUGACGAACGGGUUAGGAGAUACCGAAAUAACCAACUCUACUACAAGAAUACCAAGCAAUUGUACCGCACACUGGAUGGGACAACAACGGACAAUAAAACUAACCCAACGCCAGAAAGAAUGCAUGCAACAUGGAAAGAGAUAUGGGGCCAUGCAGGAGAUCACGAUGACGAGGCCUUUUGGAUCAGGGAAGCGGAAACUGAAUCGCAUAAAUAUACCAUGGAACAAGUUAUCAUAACUAAGGAAGACAUAAAAACAGUACUCAAAAAAACAAACAACUGGUCUGCACCAGGAACAGAUGGUAUACAUAACUACUGGUGGAAGUAUUUUAACUCGACACACGACAGCCUGGCGAAGCUUUUUCAGGAAGCCCUAAAGAACCCAUCAAUUAUACCUGAUUCCUGCACACUUGGCGUCACCUACAUGCUCCCCAAAGGAACUGAUAAUGGAGACCCUAGAAACUACCGACCAAUAACGUGCCGACGAUAUACAAAAUACUAA